GAAAUCUAUGUUUCUGAAUUAUACCUAAUUCAGAAGCAUAGAUUUUAGUUUAAAUAAAUGAUGAUUUUUUCAUCAAAUUCUUUGCUGCAUUUAUCAUUUAGGUUCCUAAACAUUUUAACAACACCAUCUAUUAUACCUUACCCUUAUAACAUUUAAUUUUAUAUCCUCUCUCUCUUUCUCCCUCUCCCUCUCUGCAUACAAGAUAUUUUCCUCUCCUCCCUUCUCUGUCCACCCUGAAGGCGGAGUUGUGCUUUGCAAACUUUUUAAAAGCUUUGAUGCAGAGGCUGAAGUAGGGGGAAAAAGUUUUAACAACUUCAGUAAGAGGAGGAAGUCAGCAGAAAGCAACAGGCUUUUAAACUUUAAAAAGACAGGUCCAAGUGCAUGUCCUUUAAACUUGCUCCUUUUAGUUUUCAAGAACUGCCUGGAAAUUGGGAUUUUUUUUCCAUCUUGGAGCUGCAAGGCAACCACUUUUGAGUAUGGGUGACUGGAGUGCCUUAGGAAGACUUCUUGACAAAGUUCAAGCCUAUUCCACAGCAGGAGGGAAGGUGUGGCUGUCUGUCCUAUUCAUAUUUCGAAUCCUUUUGCUAGGGACAGCAGUGGAAUCAGCCUGGGGCGAUGAACAAUCAGCAUUUGUCUGCAAUACUCAGCAACCAGGUUGUGAGAAUGUUUGCUAUGAUAAGUCAUUCCCUAUCUCUCAUGUGCGUUUCUGGGUACUUCAGAUCAUAUUCGUCUCAACACCUACCCUGCUUUAUUUAGCCCAUGUGUUUUACUUAAUGAGAAAAGAGGAGAAGUUGAACAGGAAAGAAGAAGAACUUAAAAUGGUUCAGAAUGAAGGUGCCAAUGUAGACAUGCACCUUAAACAAAUCGAAAUAAAGAAAUUCAAGUAUGGCCUUGAAGAGCAUGGAAAAGUCAAGAUGCGAGGUGGACUGCUUCGCACUUACAUCAUCAGUAUUUUAUUUAAAUCAGUAUUUGAAGUUGGCUUCAUUUGCAUUCAAUGGUACAUAUAUGGGUUUAGCUUAAGUGCCAUCUAUACAUGUAAAAGAAAUCCUUGCCCACAUCAAGUAGACUGCUUCCUUUCUCGACCCACAGAGAAAACCAUUUUUAUCUGGUUCAUGUUAAUAGUAUCUAUAGUUUCUCUUGCUCUAAAUAUCAUCGAGCUAUUCUAUGUCACCUACAAAAGUAUCAAAGAUGGCAUCAAAGGGAAAAAAGACCCAUAUUCUGCCACAAAUGAUGCUGUGGUUUCAGGGAAGGAAUGUGGCUCCCCAAAAUAUGCCUAUUUUAAUGGCUGUUCUUCUCCAACUGCUCCCAUGUCUCCACCUGGUUACAAGCUUGUUACUGGAGAAAGAAAUCCUUCUUCCUGUCGCAAUUAUAACAAGCAAGCGAAUGAACAAAACUGGGCAAAUUACAGUGCAGAACAAAACAGGAUGGGACAAGCUGGAAGCACAAUUUCUAACACUCAUGCACAGCCAUUUGAUUUUUCUGAUGAACAUCAGAAUACUAAGAAAAUGGCACCAGUACACGAGAUGCAGCCCCUGACUAUAUUGGACCAAAGACCAUCUAGUAGAGCAAGCAGCCACGCUAGUAGCAGACCUCGACCUGAUGAUUUAGAGAUCUAGUCAAUUUUGAUGUUUUACCCGAAGACACAUUUGAAAAGUGGAGGUGGUACUAAAUUCUCUCAAAUGAGAUUUAACAAACUUUGAUGUACUUUUGAUAUGGCGAGGAAGAAUCGCUUUGAUAUUUAAGUAGCUCAUACACAUUUUUACAGUCUUAAAUGACUCAAACAAUAUUUCUUUAGAACGCAUGUGUAAGACAACUUACGUGUUUUCAAUUCACCCAAAAAAGUGAAAUAUUUUGGUGACCAAUUUUGUUUUAUGACUAAGCAAUUAAGGUCAUUUUAUUAUGUAUAAUCAACUUAAACAAUAGUUUAACUGGUAGGAACCUUUUAGAAUGCAUUCUGGAAAAAGACACCUGGAUGUUUCUCAAGACGACUAGCAUUUUUUACUUGCCCCUUUUUCUUUUUCUGGUUAAGGAAGUGAUGCUUAUAUAACUGACUUCUUUUUUCGUGUACCUUAUACUACAACAUAUUUGUUUCACAAUGAGCCCAUCCCAUGCUUUCUAAAUGGGCCAUUUAAUUGUGGAUGUCAAAUCCCAAAUACCACAGUGAUUAACAAGGUGGAGUUCUUCACCAAUUGUAAAGAAUCCAGCAAAUUAAUUCUAGGCGUAUGCUAUAGACCCCCUAAUGUAAGUGAGGAGGAAGAGACAAAGCUCCUA
Messenger RNA from Xenopus laevis (African clawed frog), 2271 nucleotides. RefSeq names its product gap junction protein alpha 1 S homeolog (gene gja1.S). The record is from RefSeq and is a predicted model, not a curated record. Gene Ontology annotation, molecular function: transmembrane transporter activity; gap junction channel activity. Gene Ontology annotation, cellular component: plasma membrane; gap junction; connexin complex. Bases 477 to 1616 code for a protein of 379 amino acids. NCBI's taxonomy places the organism in Eukaryota, Metazoa, Chordata, Amphibia, Anura, Pipidae. The transcript has 2 exons. Gene Ontology annotation, biological process: transmembrane transport; heart development; cell communication by electrical coupling.